AAGAACGAGGGUUCUCUUGUUGUGAUAAGAAAGUUCUGUAUAUUUCAAUGUUUUUCUCUCAGUAAAAUAUGGCUCAUAUUCAAUAUACUGACGGUCUAGUUCGUGAAUACGUUCUUUUCCGUGGAUUUUCCAAUACUUUGAAAUCAUUCGAUGCGGAAUUAAAGAACGACAAAGAUAAAAGUUUUCGCGUGGAUAAAAUUAUCGAUCAGCUAAUGCAGCUGAUUCAGGCGCAUGAUCUCCAAGGACUUCGGGACCUUUGGGCUCAUUUAAAUAACCAUCUGUUCCGAAAUUUGGAACAUAGCUUUACUACUGCCGUAAACAAAUUGGAACAAUCGAUCUUCAAGUUUUACUUGGUCAUUGCGUAUAUGUCGAAUAAACCUGAGAAAGUUAAUGAAUUUUUCACAAAAUUGGCAUCGGAACUUGUCUCACAAAGCGAAUGGAAAGAGUGGUUUUUUUUUCCGUUCUGUAAAAACCCGGAAGAACAUUCUGCUUUCGCAGUUUGCUUUACGAAACAGUGGCAGGAUACUUUGCUGAUUUCGUUGCACAACUUUUUAUCCACCAUUUACCAAUGCAUGCCUCAGCCAACCAUUUCGAAGGUGGACGCAGAGAGUAAUCUGCUUCGUAAGUUACAGGAAGAAAAUGCCCAACUGCGCGCCAAACUUCAGAGUAUACAACAGCAUACGGCACCUACUGCUACAAGUUCCUCGCACCAAUCGAGAGUAUCUUCGUUCCACGAGCAAAAGUAUACACUUGACGGAAAAACUCGCUACAGCUCUCGAGCGGCCGGAAACGCUCAAUUUCUAAAUGAUAUCAUUCCUUUCGACAUUCCCCCUCCACCUCAUAUAGUGGAUGAUUUUUACAUAAUAGCCCAGGAAACCAACAACAUUGGUAAUGCGGCGGAAUCUCAAGCACGUGGACUCAAAUCGUUGAUCAAAAACAUCAGUUCCGGUGGCAGUCCAGUGUUGGGACGUAAGGAUACAACGUCCGAUAGAAACAAGAAGCGAUCGGGGAGCGUAGGCAGUCGUAACAAUUGGAUCCAUAGUUAAGUGUAAAGGCGGAAAUAUUUGUGUGUUUGUCAUAUGUACCUAUAUAAACAAUAAAGGAUCUCAGCAUGGAUGUAUUAUCAAAGGUG
This is a messenger RNA of Toxorhynchites rutilus septentrionalis, 1132 nucleotides long. Its product is annotated as WD repeat-containing protein 91. Bases 69 to 1046 code for a protein of 325 amino acids. The record is from RefSeq and is a predicted model, not a curated record. NCBI's taxonomy places the organism in Eukaryota, Metazoa, Arthropoda, Insecta, Diptera, Culicidae. Gene Ontology annotation, cellular component: late endosome membrane; extrinsic component of endosome membrane; early endosome membrane. The transcript has 3 exons. Gene Ontology annotation, biological process: early endosome to late endosome transport. Gene Ontology annotation, molecular function: phosphatidylinositol 3-kinase regulator activity.